Pieris macdunnoughi is the source of this 828-nucleotide messenger RNA. The record is from the annotation of a GenBank genome assembly. NCBI's taxonomy places the organism in Eukaryota, Metazoa, Arthropoda, Insecta, Lepidoptera, Pieridae.
AUGAAAAUUCUCUGUAUUAAAUUAAUUGAUAUUAAAGAAAAGGUACCAGGUAUAAGAAAAGAGAGUAUAGACAAAUCUGGAGAAGAUCCAGUAGUAGCAGCGUUACGACCCUACAGUGCUCCCGAUGAAGAUGGAUAUACAACACCAGACGCUUUUCAAAAAUAUUUCGGAAAUUAUUCCGGGACCUUCCACCGUGAUCCAACAGAUGAUGCCCUUUUAGACCAUCUAAUUAACCUCGAACAUAGCUACGAUAACGAUACGCAAAGAGACGAUAACACGGUUACAGUAGUAGACAGCAUGACAAAUGAUACAGUAGACAACAUAACAUCAAAGCCGUUCCACGAAGACGUAGUUACGAAAUUCUUAAGAUUAAUUGAAACACAACACUUGAUGGGCGAGAAUUGCACAGCUGGGACUCAUUUAAAUUUAGGUGAGGGGGUUGUAGACAGGUACGCCCAAGAGAGAUUUCGAGUUGAAGCAGAUGUCGCGGUUAACAGAGCUAACAUGCUGACGAGAUUAUGGAAAUAUGCUGGGCCAUCUGUCAUGCAUAAUGAAUAUUUGCUGCAUGCGAGCGUUUUCUCAAUGGUUGAGUUCGAUGACAACGUGUUCGGUGCGGGGAACUGCUACGACCAGUACCAGUACAAGGAUUACCAACUUUUUUGCCCGUUUGCGUAUCGGUUGCCCGAAGGACCAAUAUUAGCUAAGGAUUUGGCGGUCGAGUAUAAAUAUUUGAGCAACAUGUCGGAGUGGUUCUACAUUGCACGGAAGAAUGCCGAGCGCGUGAUCCGAAAUCACAAUCAGUUCAAACGUGGUGAGUGGUUUUGUUAG